CAGACAUUGGUCAUGAGCCGUUGUACACCAUUAUCAGUCCUUGUACUGAUCCUUGCAGCAGCUGUUCAGGCAUGUCCAGUGCAACAUCCAUGUUAUUGUGGUGCCAUCAUACACUGUAACCGACUUCAGCUGACUCAAGUACCACCAAUAACAGCUUCCGAUAAUCUAUACACUGUAUUUGACAUUUCUCAUAAUAACAUCUCUCAAAUUCAACAAGAUGCAUUCAAGGGACUGAAAAUUUCCGUGUUGGAAAUAACAAAUAACCCCAUUUCGACUGUUGAAGAAGGUGGUUUUGGUGGUCUGGAACAUUAUCUGAAACGGUUGUUGGUAUCUCAUACCACUUUGAAGAGUCUACCAAAGUCGAUGGGAAAUCUGCAACAACUAGAUAGACUAGAUAUUGGAUUUAAUCAAAUUACGUCAAUACCAGAUGAAGUAUUCCAAGGAAUAGGAAACAGUUUACAGUUGUCCAUGGGAAACAAUAACAUAGUUACUAUUGCUGAUGGUUUACUGGCUGGAAUGAAUGAGACCAUACAAGAACUCGAUAUUAGCAACUGUAGUCUCAUCAACGUCCCGAUAGCAACCUUCGUUAAUCAGAAGUCCAUCAAUAAGCUUGACAUGUCCAACAAUCGUCUCCAACUUCUGGAUAAUUUUGCCUUCAGUCAGUUGGAAAGUGUUCAGGAAAUAAAGCUGGACAAUAACCCAAUAGUUAAUGUUAAGUCUUCAGCAUUUGAAAGAUGUGACAAACUGGCUCGAAUUUCUUUCAGGGGCUGCUCCCUGAGGAACGUACCAGGCGGUUCAUUGGGUAGAGCUAAAAGUUUGGAAUUUGUCGACCUUUCCCACAACACAAUUAGAAGUUUAACUGAUCAGGUAUUUCCAAGCUUAACACAGCUCAGGACUGUAAAUCUUACGGGAAACUUUCUGGGUACGAUAUCUAGACAGGCUUUUGAAUUACUGGAAUCUACGGAGACAAUUUAUAUGGACAGAUGUGGACUAGUAGACGUUCCAAGGGGUAUUCAGUCUGCUCCCAAACUCCGUGAAGUUAUACUGUACGACAAUAACAUCGCUUGUGAUUGUGAAUUGAAAUGGAUCUUAUCUUGGAAAGAAGCUGCGGGAUUAAUUCCAAGGAUAUUUGGUAGUUGCAGCGAAUCCAACGUUACUCUAGACCAUUAUACAAGAUAUGAACUUCAACAUUGCCCCUAACUACAUGAUAUAAAUAUCAUCUAUAGCACAAACCUAUGGGGAUAUUGGUUGUGUUUUUUUAUCUGUAAUUAUUUGUCUAUUAAUGUAUAAACUGAUCUCAAUCUUCGAAAUAUAAAGAAAUGAAUGAUUUUUAAAAUCGUAAUAAACUAAUAUCAGAAGAUACAAUAAAAAGUACAUUAUGCAUGG
Molecule: messenger RNA, 1386 nt
Organism: Lottia gigantea (owl limpet)
Lineage: Eukaryota; Metazoa; Mollusca; Gastropoda; Lottiidae
Exons: 2
Coding region: 13-1200 (395 amino acids)
Cellular component (GO): extracellular matrix
Molecular function (GO): protein binding
Source: RefSeq, a predicted model, not a curated record